AUGCAGAUUUUCAUGAAGGCCGUCACUCUCAAGGUUGAACCUUCAGAUACAAUAGAAAAUGUAAAGGCCAAGAUUCAGGAUAAAGAAGGAAUCCCUCCUGACCAGCAAAGACUGAUCUUUGCUGGCAAGCAACUGGAGGAUGGCCAUACUUUGUCUGACUACAACAUUCAAAAGGAGUCCACGGUCCAUUCUUCAUCUGUGUGGAGACUUCGUGGUGGUGCUAAGAAAAGGAAGAAGUCUUACACCGCUCCCAAGAAGAACAAGCAUAAGAGAAAGAAGGCUAAGCUAUCUGUCUUGGAAUACUGUAAGGUGGAUGAAAAUGGCAAAAUCAGUCGCCUGCGUCAGGAGUGCCCUUCAGAUGAAUGUGGUGCUGGAGUUUCCAAAGCCAGCCACUUUGACAGACACUGUUGUGGCAAAUGUUGUCUGAUCUAUUGUUUCAAGAAACCAAAAGACAAGUAA
Mesoplodon densirostris (Blainville's beaked whale) is the source of this 459-nucleotide messenger RNA. Its product is annotated as ubiquitin-ribosomal protein eS31 fusion protein-like. Gene Ontology annotation, biological process: translation; modification-dependent protein catabolic process; protein ubiquitination. The coding region runs from base 1 to 459 and encodes 152 amino acids. Lineage: Eukaryota; Metazoa; Chordata; Mammalia; Artiodactyla; Ziphiidae. The transcript has 2 exons. Gene Ontology annotation, molecular function: ubiquitin protein ligase binding; structural constituent of ribosome; protein tag activity. Gene Ontology annotation, cellular component: nucleus; cytoplasm; ribosome. The record is from RefSeq and is a predicted model, not a curated record.